Molecule: messenger RNA, 1777 nt
Organism: Pocillopora verrucosa
Lineage: Eukaryota; Metazoa; Cnidaria; Anthozoa; Scleractinia; Pocilloporidae
Product: cytoplasmic 60S subunit biogenesis factor ZNF622-like
Biological process (GO): ribosomal large subunit biogenesis
Cellular component (GO): preribosome, large subunit precursor
Molecular function (GO): nucleic acid binding; zinc ion binding
Source: RefSeq, a predicted model, not a curated record
CCACGUUGGUGUCAAUCGUAGAAGGUAAUCGAAGUUCUGUGUUUUUCUGCCUGUUCACCCCUGCCUGAAUUAUCUUUACGCUUUUUACCAGGAGUAUCUGAUUAUAAAAGAUUCCUCUGAGUUUUUAAAAGGUAAGAUAAAGCGAAAAUGCCGUUGUUUACGUGCAUAACAUGUCGCGUUGCUUUUGCCGAUGGUGAAAUUCAACGUCGUCACUACAAAACCGACUGGCAUCGGUACAAUCUCAAGAGAAAAGUCGCAGAAAUGCCUCCUGUUACCGCAGAAGUCUUCCAGCAAAAAGUUAACGAGCAAAAAGCCGAAGCUGAGGCACAACAGCAGAGUAAAACGAAAACGAUGAACUGCCAGCUUUGUAACAAGACUUUCUCCUCUGAGAAUUCCUUUACGAAUCACAUGAGUUCCAAGAAACAUAAAGAAUUGGAGACCGCUAAAGCUAGAAAGGAGGAAAUUAUGACGAGGAAAGGUCUUUCAACCGAAAAAGUAGAAUUGGAGAGGCAAGAGAUAAGAAAACAGAAUAGUAUAUCUGAAAAUGCUGACUCAUCUAGUGAUGAAGAUGACGAUGAUGGCAGUGACUUUGAGGAAGAAGCGCUGGAAAUCACAGAUUGUCUGUUUUGUCCGCAUCACAGCGUCAGUUUGGAAGACAACAUGAGACACAUGACACGAUCUCAUAGCUUUUUCAUACCUGACUUGGAAUUUGUGGUAGACUUCAAAGGACUUCUAACCUACCUUGGUGAAAAGGUUGGAAUUGGCAACAUCUGUCUUUAUUGCAAUGAGAAGGGAAAGAACUUCUUUUCUACCGAAGCUGUACAGAAGCACAUGGUUGACAAGGGCCACACAAAAAUCAACUAUGAAGGAGAUGCUAUUUUGGAGUAUGCUGAUUUUUAUGAUUUCAGCAGUAGUUACCCUGAUUAUGAUCCCAAUGAAGAAAAUGGCAGCGAUGAAAUUGAAAGAGAUAACACAUUAGCAGUUGAUGAACAGACAUUGGAACUUUGCUUGCCUUCAGGAGCUAAAAUUGGUCACCGUAAUUUGCGUCAUAUCUACAAGCAAAGCCUGCCUCCAGAAAGAAGUCGUCAUUCAAAAGUGAUCCACAAAAUUGUUGCUGAUUAUAAAGCCCUUGGUUGGCAUGGCACCAUUGGAAGUGUAUCACGUCAAAAAGUCAAAGAUGUCAGGCUACAAAACAAGCAGCAAGCCAAAAGAACAGUAGAUAUCUCAGUCAAAGCAAACAAACUUCAAAAGCAUUACAGAGCUCAAGUAUUGUUUUAGAUUGGCGAUUUGCUUCAUGUACAAUUACACAUAUUUUUCAGUAUAACAUGCAUGCACUUUUCUAGUGCACUGUAUACCGAUGGCUUUAAGAUAAUGCCUUUGAAGCCUCCAAAACAAGCAACUUUCUGUUAUUUGGUUUUGAGGUCCAGUGGAACCUUAAGUAAAUAAUUUCUUUUUCUAAAGUAGUACCCUUAAGCUAAUUGGGUACACUAUGAAUGUACAACGAAAUCGAGUAAAUGGAACAUAGAUAUAAAUUUAUCAUUUUUAUGAAGAUCUUACUGGUAAAGGGGAAACUAUUUCAUCAUUAAUUCUCAAGGCAUAGUAAAGAAUCCAAUCUUUGGACUACUAAAAAACAAAUCCAGUUGUGUGAAAGAGAGGAGGAUUUGAGGCUGGGACCUCCAGUUUUUCAAUCUAGGAGUAACUAUGUAAAACGAUGGGGUCAUUUUGCUUUUGCAUGAAAAAAAGAAUAUACAGCUGUUCUGUUAAGUUGAAAUUUCAA